AUGCGCUGCGUCGCUCGCCUCACAGAUAAGCAUCAGGCACGCUCCACCGCCACAUUCGCUCUGCAAAGAAGGACAUACGCUGAGUCCAAGGGCGUCAAGGAGUAUACUGUCCGUGAGGCCCUGAACGAGGCCCUCGCUGAGGAGCUCGAGGCCAACGACAAGGUCUUCGUCCUGGGUGAGGAGGUUGCCCAGUACAAUGGUGCAUACAAGGUGACCAAGGGACUCUUGGACCGCUUCGGUGAUAAGCGUGUCAUUGACACCCCCAUCACCGAGUCCGGCUUUGCCGGCCUGGCCAUCGGUGCCGCCCUCAGUGGUCUGCACCCAGUUUGCGAGUUCAUGACCUUCAACUUCGCCAUGCAGGCUAUUGACCAGAUCGUCAACUCCGCCGCCAAGACCCUCUACAUGUCCGGUGGUAUCCAGCCCUGUAACAUCACUUUCCGUGGCCCCAACGGUUUCGCAUCUGGAGUCGCUGCUCAGCACUCCCAGGACUACAGUGCCUGGUACGGUUCCAUUCCCGGUCUCAAGGUCGUCUCACCCUGGUCCGCUGAGGAUGCCAAGGGUCUCCUCAAGGCUGCCAUCCGCGAUCCCAACCCCGUCUGUGUGCUCGAGAACGAGCUUCUGUACGGCCAAUCCUUCCCCAUGUCCGAGGCCGCCCAGAAGGACGACUUCGUUAUUCCCAUCGGAAAGGCCAAGAUCGAGCGCCAGGGCAAGGAUAUCACCAUCGUCACCAUCUCUCGAUGCGUCGGUCAGUCUCUCGUUGCUGCCGAGGCCCUCAAGAAGAACUACGGUGUUGAGGCCGAGGUUCUCAACUUGCGAUCCAUCAAGCCUCUUGACGUCGAGUCCAUUGUCAACAGUGUCAAGAAGACUGGCCGCCUGAUCGCCGUUACUUCCGACUUCCCCGCCUUCGGUAUUGGAUCCGAGAUUCUGGCUCUCGCUUCCGAGUACGCUUUCGACUUCCUCGAUGCUCCUCCCCAGCGUAUUACCGGUGCUGAGGUUCCUACUCCCUACGCCCAGGGUCUUGAGCAGAUGGCCUUCCCCAACGAGAAGCUGAUCGAGAACUACAUUGCCAAGAUGCUCAAGUUAUAA
Messenger RNA from Truncatella angustata, 1086 nucleotides. RefSeq names its product pyruvate dehydrogenase E1 component beta subunit. Lineage: Eukaryota; Fungi; Ascomycota; Sordariomycetes; Amphisphaeriales; Sporocadaceae. The record is from RefSeq and is a predicted model, not a curated record. The coding region runs from base 1 to 1086 and encodes 361 amino acids. Gene Ontology annotation, biological process: pyruvate decarboxylation to acetyl-CoA. Gene Ontology annotation, molecular function: pyruvate dehydrogenase (acetyl-transferring) activity. The transcript is spliced from 2 exons.